Dalotia coriaria is the source of this 1591-nucleotide messenger RNA. Its product is annotated as trophoblast glycoprotein. Gene Ontology annotation, molecular function: protein binding. The transcript has 2 exons. Lineage: Eukaryota; Metazoa; Arthropoda; Insecta; Coleoptera; Staphylinidae. The record is from RefSeq and is a predicted model, not a curated record. Gene Ontology annotation, cellular component: membrane. The coding region runs from base 331 to 1476 and encodes 381 amino acids.
UGCAGACAUCGCAGUCAUCGCAGUACGCGGCGAGUGGAGUGGACGUGCGAUUGCUGCAAUAUCAAUAAACGCGUUGUUAUAGUUGUGUCUGGUUGUGCUAACUUGUUUUGGAAUUGUUUUAUUGUCUCGACGCGCAUGGUUGACUCACCAUUAAGUCAAAUUUUGAUGCAUUUUGUGCAUCUAUGGCGAUUUUCUUCGGAAUUAACUUCGCUUAAGACUUAAGUCAAUACAUCUUUGCAGAAAGGAGUGUUGGGACCUCGCAUGUGGAAAUUAGCUCACGCGUAACUCUUAUUACAUUAAACAACCUUGAGACACAAAGCCAUCAUCACAAUGAGUUGGAUUUACACAUGUUUGCUACUCCUGGCAAGUUUGCAUCUGUGCACAUGCAGAAUGAAGUAUGAAUGUGGCUCAAAACUCUUGGAAAAUUGUUUCUGUGGUGAAAAAUACAUCGCGGCGGAUAAAGCAACCGCAUUUCUUGUGGAAUGCAUCGGUCAAGGCUUCACAAACGUCGAUAUGCUCAAAGUAUUACCAGAAGAAACCGAAGAAUUGGUUUUUACCGGCAAUAACAUCCCAAUACUGCCAUGGAAUGUCUUCGGUGAUUUGAACAAUCUCACCAAACUGCGCAAAAUCGACAUGAGUAAUAAUAAAAUACGCGACAUUAAAGGCAAGUCCUACCAUCACGUCCCGAAUGUGGAAUUGCUCAUUCUAAACCAUAAUGAGUUGAUCGUGUCCGACACGGACGACGAUAAUUACCAUCAUCCGCGCGUGUUUUCCAACUUUAUUAAUCUGCAGGAAUUGCAUUUGACGAACGCGUUCGCAGACAACACGGAUGAGGCGCUUGCCAAUGACCUGCAUGAUAUAUUCAACAACAGCGGGCUGACGAAAUUGUACAAGCUGCAUCUGGAGCAGAACGAAAUCAAACAUUUUCGUGAUCCGAACGUUUUCUGUGAUUUACCCAACUUGCACGAUUUGUAUAUGGGUGAUAACUACGUGCCUGCGUUGAACUUCAAUGUGCGAUGUCUAAAAAAGUUGCGCUUUUUAGAUUUGGAACACAAUAAUAUCACGCGAUUAUCGCAGAAAGAUUUAGAUAAUUUGGAUAAAUUAAUGGCGCCCAAUCGUGAAAUCAAAUUAGUUAUGGAUAUAAGCCGCAAUCCGUUAAAAUGUGACGCGGUGGCGAAGAAUCUGUGUACUUGGUUGCAGAGAACAAAUGUCACACUAAGAAAUCGUGAUUCACUGGAGUGUUCCUUCAAUAAAUACUCAAAUAAGCAGCUUGUGAAUGUGCUAUGCGCGCAUAAAUCGUACAAGUUCUCACAGGCGACGACUAUUAUGUUGGUUGUUUUGUCGCUGGUGCUGGUGAGCUUAGUCGCUGCGUAUGUGUAUUUGACUCGAGAUGUGAUCAAGAAGAAAAUGGCGCCGAUUAUUGAUAAAGUCGGGCGUAAAGUACAGUACACAACGAUAGAAUCGCAAGAUGUUUGAUAUCGCCUAGGUGCCAUAGCAUGUACGCUAAGUUAUGAUAGACGCUAAUACUUGUACAUACUGUUUCAAGAAUCUUUUUAUGUUUAAAAUUUUAAUAGACAUUCCUUUAUUUAUA